Molecule: messenger RNA, 438 nt
Organism: Equus quagga
Lineage: Eukaryota; Metazoa; Chordata; Mammalia; Perissodactyla; Equidae
Gene: LYZL4
Product: lysozyme like 4
Exons: 4
Coding region: 1-438 (145 amino acids)
Biological process (GO): fusion of sperm to egg plasma membrane involved in single fertilization
Cellular component (GO): acrosomal vesicle; sperm flagellum
Molecular function (GO): lysozyme activity
Source: RefSeq, a predicted model, not a curated record
AUGAAGGCUUUCGUGGUUCUGUCCCUCAUUGGGUACCUGGUGGUUCCAAGUGGCACUGCUGUCUUGGGGCGCUGUGUGGUGGCUAAGAAGCUCCAUGAAGGAGGCCUGAGUAAUUUUGAGGGCUACAGCCUUGAAAACUGGGUGUGCCUGGCUUACUUUGAGAGCAAGUUCAACCCCAUGGCUGUCUAUGAGAACACGCGUGAUGGCUACACCGGCUUCGGCCUCUUUCAGAUCCGCAACAAUGUCUGGUGCGACAGAGGCAAGAACCGCUGCCAUGUGUCCUGCUCUGCUUUACUGAAUCCGAAUUUACAGAAGACAAUUGAAUGUGCCAAGAAAAUUGUAAAGGAAAAAGAAGGGAUGAGAGCAUGGCCCUCCUGGUCCCUGAACUGUCAGAACUCGGACACUCUGGCACGGUGGUUGGACGGAUGCAAGCUGUAG